UCAGCAGCCUCGCCUCCACCCGAUUCAGUCGCGUCCUCCUUCCCAAGGCUUUCUCCGAUCUGCCAACCCACCACCCCACCACGCCUCGCUCUCUCUGCCCCCUCCUUCCCCACGCAGCGCCGAUGGGGCAGGGCCUCCGCGGCCGCCGGCGCCCUCUGCGACUCCUCUUCUCCAUGAUUCGCCCGCUAUUACUCCUCUCCUCCACGAUUCGUGGUGAUGUUGGGGUGGCAUCUUCUUCGAGCGGGAGGUGUGCCUCGUCCUCGCACAUGCCCGGCCGCGCCAUCGGAGCCCCCCGCAGUGUAGAGGCAGUGCUCCGCCACCCGAUGCUGUUCUUCGCGUCGUCCCGCGCUCCCAAAGCUGGGAACCGGCUCCCCGCCUCCAAGUUCUCGGCAUCGACGUCCCGUGCUGCCUGCAUCCUCGCCAAGCCCGACUCGCAGCCGUGUAGCCCGAGCUCGCCAAGGCGCUUCAACUCCGCCGCCGCGCCAUCUUCUUCAGGCGCUCGAGCACGAGCACAAGCUCGCCCGCGCCCCACCUCUCUCUGCCGCUCCGUCCGCCGCCCGCGGUGCCGUGACCCGCCACUGCCGUGCCCUGCAUCACUCUGUAGCCGCGCCGCCUGGGUCGAUGCGGUCAGCGCUCCCAAGCCGUUGACCCCGCGCCAGGGGACGACUAUUUCCUCCCAUGCGUGCGCGCCCGUGCUCCAGCCCUCCCCUCCCCAUGCUGCCGGCACACUCGCGCCGGGGCCGUAUCCAGCCUGUGCCUGGACGACGGAAGCCCCCUCACUGUCCGUGCGCUUCGGCCAGCUCCCUGUCGCGCUCGAGACCUCCUCGAGUCUUCCCGCCGAGGCCUUCCCGGUGACCAGCCUUUGA
Molecule: messenger RNA, 866 nt
Organism: Triticum dicoccoides
Lineage: Eukaryota; Viridiplantae; Streptophyta; Magnoliopsida; Poales; Poaceae
Product: nuclear envelope pore membrane protein POM 121-like
Exons: 2
Coding region: 123-866 (247 amino acids)
Source: RefSeq, a predicted model, not a curated record